Messenger RNA from Mizuhopecten yessoensis (Yesso scallop), 3590 nucleotides. Its product is annotated as HHIP-like protein 1. Lineage: Eukaryota; Metazoa; Mollusca; Bivalvia; Pectinida; Pectinidae. The coding region runs from base 444 to 1823 and encodes 459 amino acids. The transcript is spliced from 8 exons. The record is from RefSeq and is a predicted model, not a curated record.
AGGUGAUGUGAGAAAAUUGGCGUCUGUCUCUCAUCCAUAGACACUAAUGGGACAUUACCAUAAGGUAACCCGUCCUUAUCUACACACGCGGAGCGGUAUUCAGCUGAUUGCUAGUUAGGGUUUCGGGUAUCGAGUAUGGAAACCCUACCUACACACGUGUUUACUAUGUGUUACCUGUUAUACAGGUAGAUAAUGCAGAUACUGAAUGUGCUGGCUUCAGACGUCCAUGUUCAGGUACUGCUAAACAUGUGAGUUAUACAGACGAUGUAUGUGUAUAUUGGAUAUGUACCGGUCCGUCACAGUGAGUGAACACCACAGGUGAACUGGUGGCAAAAGCUAUCUUAGCGUUACAAAGCUGCACGAGAAAUCGACAUAAGACGACACUGGACAGUAACCUGUGAAUAUAACUAGCGUUAACGUUGCUUACAUAGUUGACUACCAUCAUGGAUCGAACCCGCAGUCAUUUAACAAUUGCUUGUAACUUUUGGAUUUCGAUAGGCGUCGCCCAAUGGAUUGCUCGAGCAGCUUCCGGUUUAACGGAGUACACCAUGCCAUGUGUCUGUCUAACAGAACCUGUAAAGUCCGGAUCACUUGACAGUCCGAUCCUCCUUCUCGAAAACACCGACAAAUGGGGCGGAUAUCUGGUGGCCGAGCAGAAUGGCAAGAUACACGCUUACACUUCCGCAUGGAAGAAACACGAAGAGUUGUUUCUGGACUUGAGUGACAUUGUGGCAUUUGACAAUCAAGACCCGACGGACGAGAGAGGGCUUUUAUCGUUCGUGUUACACCCGGCGUACCGUGAAAACGGGAAGUUUUAUACGUACUCUACUCGGACGUAUGACGGACAAGACUACAUCGUGGUGUCUGAGAUAAAGGAGACGGACGGACGAGGAGACUUAUCCACGGAGAAAAUUUUACUGGCCAUCCAGCAGCCAUCUGCCAAACGGAACGGUGGAACGGUAUUGUUUGGACCGGAUGGUUACCUGUACAUCAGUGUAGGGGAUGGAGGGGUGCCAGGAAACACGGGCAACGAGCAGAUGGCAGGUCAGGCUCAGGACGGACAUAGUUUUCUUGGCAAAAUAUUGAGGAUAGACGUGGACAAUUGGGAGGUUAAAGAUGACAUUUUGCGCUACUUCCGGAUUCCGCCCGAAAACCCUUUCAUUGGCAACCAGAGCUUCCGGCCAGAGGUGUAUGCGUACGGCUGCAGAAACAUGUUCCGGUGCAGUUUUGAUGAAGGAAGUCCAGGAAAGGAGAUGUACUGCGGAGAUAACGGAAAUCACGACCAGGAGGAAAUCAAUAUCAUAAAGGAAGGCGGUAACUAUGGCUGGAACAAAAAGGAGGGAAACGUCUGUUUAUCACCGGGAAAUUGUCAUUUAGAGAACGAAGUACCUCCUAUAUACACGUUCAACAACUCGGAGACGCACCAUGCUGUUAUAGGGGGGUACGUGUAUCGCGGAUCAGCAUUCCCAGCCUUUAAAGGACAUUACCUGUUCGGGGACGUUGCAGGGGGGUUGAUGAGUCUCGACAACACUACAGGCCAGCUAGUACGACACAACAUCUCAAUUUGCCCAGAGGGCUCAUGUCCUUGUGACGCACGCGCUGAAUACGGCAAUUUCUUGCGCACGCUUAGUCAAGAUAACAAUGGAGAGCUCUAUGUGAUGACCACGACAUUUGGAGCGAGCGGCCCCUCCUCAGCAGUUCUUAAAUUAAUGCCGAAGAGUGCCAGCCCGGUCACGUGUGCAGCAGGAAUGGCCCAGCUGUCCCUGACAUUGACCACAUUCAUUGGUCUACUUGCUCACGUCAUGAAGAACAUAUUGAGUUAGAGCGUGGCAUGCUGAGUAUCUCCUGACAACUCGAAAAGCCGAAUACCUCUACCCAAGCAACAUGUUGAAAUAGUUCGGAAAUGAAGUUUGAUAUGUCGCAGGUCAUUUCGCGGUUGCAUACCAGAUUCUUUACCAUAAUGCUAAUCACAUCACUUUUGCAAGUACUUGUUUGACCAUUAUAAUUCCCCAACGGAACUAAAUGUUUGUUUCUGGAUUAUGGGCUGAAUUUGACCCCCACAAAAGAGGAUGUGUAAUUCGCGAUUACAUAUGGACCUGGUUUGUCACAUAGCAGUCAGAGAACAAAGGCCCGUAGAGCUCCAUUCCCAAACAUGUGGGCGUGAGCUAAGUUCUCAUCGUACUGGAACAGCACCAGGUGACAGUCUUCAAAAUGUUUCAUUAGAGAAAACGACGAAUACCCAUGUCAGGCUGACAUCAAAUAUCUUCGAGCUUGCACUGUUUAUGUUGCAUUUCAAAACCUAUAGACGGUCAUUUGUGUUUUACGUUUGCAAAACCACUCAAGAUCAUACAUGAAUGGUGGUGAUGUUAUGGAAUAUUUCAAACACGUUGUCCUGUAGGCGGAACUGUGAACAAUAGCCUGUACUUAGUUGUUUUGGACUGAUUUCGACUGUUUUAGUUGUCUUUGAUAAUGAAGACAAUUUCAGCAUGAGGCUGCAGUGUCCUCAAUACUUUCUGAAGGCUUAUUGUACACGUCAUUUAUGAUCGACAUUAGGAAACUUUUGUCGUUUAGUUAGCCCGAGUUUCCUCUGGCCCUAACACCAGACUUAGACUUUUUGACAUGAAUAUGUCUGGUGUGGGGUCAGAGUGCACUGCUCUAUGAAAAUGUGGAAUUCUCCGACACCGUUUGUUGUUAGGGCCAGAGGAAACUCUGGCUAUCGUUUAGGUUGUCUUUUGACGUUAAUCACGAACACCAUCCGUUCAAAAAAUAAAUGGAGCGGUAACUUAUUCAAUAGGCUUUGUAUAGUGAGUAAAAAAUAAGACAAGUAUUAAAAUUAUGUUUUCAGUUUUUUUUUCAAAACGGCUAUUGAUCUCAGAUGUAUUCUUUCAAAACUGUAUUUGGACGUAUUCUGUACACUAGAAUCGUAAAGAUCUACUGCUUUACUUACCUUUCUCUGGUAAGCGUAAAGUGAGUUAACGUAUUGUAACACUGCACAGGAGUGCUACUUUUGUCUUAUACAUGUAAAAUAUGUGUACGUGAUCACAAAAUCUUGGUACGUGAUGAUAACAUAUUGGAUCGUGAUGAUGAAAUAAUGAACGUGAGGAUACAUUUUGUGAACAAAAUGAUAAGUUAGUGAAACGGCUGAGAAGCCAUCUUUUACCAUGGUUAAAGGUGAUAAAAUGUCACGGUAUAAUGUCACGUUAACAACGAUAAAACGUGAUAAAACGUCAUAAUAUAAUGUCUCAUAAACAACGCUAAAAUGUCACUGUAUAAUGUCACGUAAACAACGGUAAAACGUGAUAAAAUGUCACUGUAUAAUGUCACAUAAACAACGGUAAAACACGAUGAAAUGUCACUGUAUAAUGUCACGUAAACAACGGUAAAACGUGAUAAAAAGUCACUGUAUAAUGUCACAUAAACAACGGUAAAACACGAUAAAAUGUCACUCUAUAACGUCACGUAAACAACGGUAAAACGUGAUAAAAAGUCACUGUAUAAUAUCACGUAAACAACGGUAAAAUGUGAUAAAAUUUCACUGUAUAAUGUCACUUAAGGAUGUACUCUUCUGAGGUUUCAGUCACGUUUUGAUC